AUGGGGAUACGUCUGGGAGCUCUGGCUUACGAAGAAACUGACGCCAUCUUGGAUCUGCAAGGACUCAGCAGGCCUUUCCCUCUGUCUCAUGGGACAACAACCUUGGGUUUCAUCUUCCAAGGUGGGGUCAUUGCAGCUGCAGACUCACGUGCCAGUGCUGGGGGACUUGUUGCCUGUCCAGCUGUUCACAAGAUUACCCCUAUUCAUUCCCAUUUAGUGGUCACCUCCUCUGGUAGCGGUGCAGACUGCAUGCUGUGGGAGAGAAUUCUGGCCAGAGAGAUCAGACUCUACCAACUGCGGCACAGACGUUGCCUUUCAAUAUGUGGCACUGCCAAGCUCCUUUCAUUUAUGCUGCACCCCUUUAAAGGGACUGAUGUGUGUGUGGCCCUGACAUUGUGUGGCUGGGAUAAGGAAGCAGGUAACACUGACUGUGCAAAAAGUGGCCCGAAGCUGAUAUAUGUGUGCAGCGAUGGCGCCCGACUGAAGGGGGACAUCUUUUCUGUGGGCUCAGGCUCUCCUUAUGCUUAUGGAGUCCUGGAUAGAGAGCUGAGGUGGAGCCUGAGUAAAGAAGAGGCCAUCUCCUUGGCAAGAGAAGCAGUGUUCAGAGCCACUCACAGGGACGCCUACUCAGGAAACAAAGUGGACAUCUUCCACAUCACAGCCCAGGGAUGGAGCCAAAGAAAGAGAGAGGACCUGAAAGAGGAAUACUAUAGAGACAUGGAGAGGAGGGUGAAGAUAGUGGAGGAAAGAAAAAGAGUGACCAAAUUAGAUGCUUCGGGAUGA
Messenger RNA from Perca flavescens (yellow perch), 783 nucleotides. RefSeq names its product proteasome 20S subunit beta 11a (gene psmb11a). The coding region runs from base 1 to 783 and encodes 260 amino acids. The record is from RefSeq and is a predicted model, not a curated record. NCBI's taxonomy places the organism in Eukaryota, Metazoa, Chordata, Actinopteri, Perciformes, Percidae. Gene Ontology annotation, molecular function: threonine-type endopeptidase activity. Gene Ontology annotation, cellular component: proteasome core complex; cytoplasm. The transcript has 3 exons.